Molecule: messenger RNA, 3891 nt
Organism: Anopheles coustani
Lineage: Eukaryota; Metazoa; Arthropoda; Insecta; Diptera; Culicidae
Gene: Nelf-A
Product: negative elongation factor A
Exons: 4
Coding region: 1-3771 (1256 amino acids)
Biological process (GO): negative regulation of transcription elongation by RNA polymerase II
Cellular component (GO): NELF complex
Source: RefSeq, a predicted model, not a curated record
AUGGCGAACGUGCGGGACAGCGAUAUUUCUCUGUGGCUACAUAAUAAGCUUGGUACAUCAAACGACUCAUGGAUAAGUGGUUCAAUCACGUCUCAACUGAAUAAGGAGGUGCUGCGCAAUAUCAAGGAGUGUUUUCCAGACCUACAGACGCAGGUGAAGCUGAAACUGCUGCUCAGUUUUUUCCAAAUCCCCCGACGGAUCGUCGAAGAGUGGAAGACCGAACUAGAGGAAGUCAUAGAAGUGGCUGGUCUCGACUCGGAGCUAUGGGUUUCAAUGAUAGCGGAAACAAUAAAAACUCUGCCCACCGCUGGCUCGCUGAAUACGGAGAUCUCCGAUUACGAAGAGACUCGACCGAUUUUCACAGACAUGGUGAACGAGCUGCGGCGGCUAGUGGGGAAAAAUGCAGAUCUUGGCCUGUUGCCACUCGAAUGUCAGUAUCUGAACAAAUCGGCCCUCGUGUCCGUCGUCGGGCAGCAGGCAACGCCGGUGAAACAUUUUACGCUGAAACGCAAACCGAAAAGUGCGGCCUUACGCGCGGAACUGGUGCAAAAGUCAUCCGAUGCACAGAGUUGCCUCAAGAAGAUAUCCGCACCUACAGUGCCUUUACGAUCGCGUGGUAUCCCACGUAAAAUGACCGACACAACACCGCUCAAAGGUAUUCCAUCGCGUGUACCGACCGGUGGUUUCCGAUCGCCUCCGACGACACCGGGACAGUCCCGGCCAACCAUGAGCAGAACUCCGGCCGGUCGAAAAGACGGUGGCAUCAAGCUGCUAGAGAUAGGUGAGCAACCGUUAGGCUACGCCGCCGCUAAGAAACGAAAACGAGAGCAGGAAAAGGAGGAGCAAGCGAAGAAGGUGGCCGAACAACAGACUCAAAGUGCGACCGAUGUGAAACCUGUUGUGGCUACACCGACUACUUCGGCGCCGGCGGUUACUACCACGCCGGAUUAUGCGGCCGGUUUAUCCGCCCCUUCGACCGUGUACAGCCAACCUGCAACACCGAUGCCAGCGACCUCCGGAAGCAAGGAGACUUCCUCCAGCAUAAUGACAUCAACGGUAACCAGUACAUCUCAAGCCACGGCGCAGCAGGUGCAACCAGUGCCACAGCAACCGCAACUGCAACCGGUGCAACGCCAACAGCAGCAGCAACAACAACAACAGCAGCAGCCCGAAGCGACAAUAACGACUCAACAACCUCAGCCGCAACAGCCGCAGCAAUCGCCGCAAACUCAAAUCCAGACACCGGUUACUUUAAUGGAAGAAAAUCAGGUAGAAGUGAAGGCAGAGGCUAAGAAGGAAACCAUCAGCAUAGUGACGCCAACAUCGGUCGCCGUUAGCUCGGUGCCGGUGAGCUCCGUACCCGUUCCACCGCUGGCCUACCCAACAACGAAAACAAUAACCGCAACGAUAAUCAAAACAGAGCCCAGUGGUAUCGUGGCUAGCCAAUCGAUUGCCAAUCCUUCCCUCACGCUGUCAUCGCAACCGCCAUCUUUGGUGCGCACCGUUCCACUGGUAUCUAAACAAGCCAAAACGGUCCUAGCAGCGUCACAGGCGAACAUCUUAGCACCAGCGAGUACCGGGGGUGUGCAAAUAAUUCAAAAGUCGACCGGAAAAACGGUCAGCGCGGUGGCAGCGGCCGCUGCAGCAGCAACCAGUAGCAGCAACACCGCAAGUGGACCGCCAAAGAUCGAAAUCAUUUCGUCGGAGUCGAUAGUACCGGCGUCGUUGCACGCAUCGAUUCCAAAAUCGACCACCAUCAUCAAUCGCGGCGGAAAUAUUCUGUUCACUACGAAGCAGGUGCAGCCAAACACGACGGUCGCUUCCGGCGGGGCUACCAUAAUUCAGCAGAAAGCACCAUUAACUUCGUACGUGCUAAACACUAGUUCGCCCGGCAAACAGUUGAACAUCCAGCGGAUAGUAUCGAGCGUGAAUUCCGCUGGUACACCGACUUUAACUACCACUAUCUCACGUGCGCAGCAUGCGCAGCAGCUGUUACAGCAUCAACAGCAACAGCAGCAGCAACAACAGCAACUGCAGAUUCAAGCACAGCAAGCUACUGCGCAGCCAACUAGGAUCGUGCAGAUUAAAACGGCGCCUACUGUUUCGCUCAACAACAGUCAACUGCUGCAGAACAUACCGCCACUAAUCUCGACCCAGAUGCCGUCUGGUAACGCCCAGCCAACGAUACUGAACAUCCAGUCGCUACAGCAGCAAGGACAGCAGAGUCAGCUACAAAUCACACCAACCGCCGUACCGCAGAAGCGUACAAUAACGAUAACGGCUCAAAAUCCACCAACUGCUGGGAUGACCACGUCCGUGGCGCAGAUUCUACAGCAGCAGCAGCAACUACAGCAGCAACAGCAACAACAGCAGCAGCAGCAGCAGCAGCAACAGCAAGCGUUACAAGCGGCCGCCGGCCAACAGACAAAGUACACGCAGGUCGUGCUACCGCCGGGCGUAAAGGGAAACACGUACUACGUCACGAACACGCCCGGCGUGCAGAAUGCGUUGAACCAGAAGGGCGUUAUAUUGCGCACGGUGGACGCAUCGGGCAACACCGUGUACCAGCAGAUUCCGCUCCACAACGUGUCUGGCCUGAGCGGCGCACUGCUGACCGGGCCUCCCGGUUUGGUCAAAUCGGAACCGGACAAGUUGAGUCAAAUACCUGCGCUCGUGCCGACCGGCUCGCUGCAUCAAAACAUUCCUGCCCUGACGCCAGUCGUAAUACAACCGGCAGGGGUGCAACAGCAGGGUACGACAACGGUGGUUCAGCAGCAACAGCAGCAACAGCAGCAGACGACUACGAUACCCGCGCUGAUAACGAACAUCACGCAAGCCCAGCAGCAGCAGCAGCAACAACAGCAAGUAAAGCAGCAAGUGAUUUUCCGCCCCGUCGGUGGCGGUACGAACAGUGUGCAAACCAUACUACCGCAAGGAAUAACGCUUAUUCAGCGGCCCGCCGCCGGUCAACCGAAGCUGGUGCAAACGAUCCAGCAGGCAGCGGCCGGUGGAGCGACUGCGACGACGACUUCGGCGCAGGUUGUUGGCCAGCGUACGAUCAUCACCCAAAUUCCGCAACAGCAGACGCAGCAAGUGCAACAGCAGCAGCAGCAGCAACACACCAUACAAUUCCAGGCACCGGGCACCCAGCGCACCGGCGGUACGACCAUCCAGCUCGUUCAGCAGCAGCCACAGCAACAGGCGCAGACGCAAAGUCAACCGAUACAGGUGCAGCGUAUCCAACAGCAAGGAGCGACGGUAACGAUUCAGCAGCAAUCACAAGGCGGUGGAGCACAACAGCAGCAGCAACAACCACAGCAGCAACCGCAGCAGCCACAACAGCAGCAGCCGGGACGAAAAGGACUUUCCAUAUCGAGCAAGUAUUACAUGGAAGCGCACGAUAUGUUCAAACGAGCCAACCGUGUGUCGCGGCUUGAGAAGGCCAUCAUCAUCGGUUUCAUGGCCGGCUACCGGAACAACCCUCGACCGAAUCCGGAAAACAUCGUUACAAUCAAGCUGAACGAAAGUGUCGAAAAAGUGCACCAAGCGGACGACCGGACGGCCCUCAUGCUGGUGGAAUCGCUCAUCACGCUCGACUACAAUUCAGGUCAGUGGAAAACAUUCCGGAAGUACCGUGAGCUAGACCAGGCCCAGCAGCUCACCGAGGGUGGUGGUGCGGGUGGCGAUGCGACCGCCGGAGGCACUGCGAGCGCCGCUGGAGCGGGCGGAGCGGCCUCCGCAGCUGGUCAACAAAACUCGGUAGUUAUUUAAUGUUUAGUAUAGAGUGAACCAAAACAAAAAAAAAGGAAAAAACACGAGGAAACAUUGGAAAAUCGGAACACAUUAUAUCAUUCUGUUACACUGUGUCUGUCGCACGGCGCAUUUAACAAG